Molecule: messenger RNA, 2082 nt
Organism: Frankliniella occidentalis (western flower thrips)
Lineage: Eukaryota; Metazoa; Arthropoda; Insecta; Thysanoptera; Thripidae
Exons: 2
Coding region: 276-1646 (456 amino acids)
Molecular function (GO): protein binding
Source: RefSeq, a predicted model, not a curated record
CGCUCAUCAUUGCAUUUUUGGGAGAUCAUCAGUGCGCAAGGGUGAAUCGGGCCGCCAAAUAAUUUCUUACGAGAAGUUGUAGUUCUGCUUCGAGCAAGCAAACGCGGCGGCGCGAGUCACGGGAGACCAGCGACAUCGCCAGCAACCGGCGGCCGCGGCCAGCCCCUAACCACAACAACAUCCAGCAUCCAGAGCGACAGUCCCGGCGACUGCGAUCGUGCCCGUCGACCUCCCGAAGUGCAGCGGGCAACUCCAACACCGCGGCGACACUGACCAUGGAGCAGCUCCCGGACCACGCCGUGCUGCGGAUGCUGCAGUUCCUGGACGUGACGUCCCUCCUGACUUGUCGCCUGGUGUGCAGGAGACUCGGGGACCUCGUGCUGAACGCCGAUGCGUGGCGGCACCGGACGGUCUGCGUGACCACCUGUGCGUGUCCCGAGCUGCGCCUGGCGCCGUGUCUGCAGCUGCUGGACAUCAAAUCAGACAAACUCAGUGAGAGCAGCUGCCUCCCGGCCGCGCUCGUCUGGACCAGGUGCGCCGUGGCCAAGUUGCACCUCAGGGUGGCUCCGGCUGGCGACCUGAUGGCCGGCGUUGCCACUGCGGCCAUACUGAGGCAGGCGGGGCUUGGCCGACUUAGGAGCCUCGUAGUACAUGUCAGGGCGGGACUCAGCGACUCCGUGCAUGCCAUGCUCCUGGCAGCGGUGGCGUCUGCGCGUGGCUUGGAAGAGGUGGAGGUGGACGUGACCGAUGUUGUACCAGGCCUCAUGGCCAUCUCUCUUGGCAGCACCGCGGUGACUCCAUCCCUUAAGCGUUUCGAGUGUGUGCUGGCCGAGGGGACGGAACCGUUCGUCAACUUCAUCCUGGCCGGGCACGCCGACACCCUCGAGACUGUUCGCCUCUACGGCGCCCCGUUCAGCGCGGUCGCGACGUCCACUGCACCCAUCCUGGCCCGCAUGGCGCAACUGCGCCAGCUGACGUGCUACGUCACCAUGCUCGGGCUGGAGGCCGUGGCUGCCUGCAAGGCGCUCCGGGUCCUGAAGCUCUGCCUCAGCUCCUGCACCAGGGAGGACCGGGCAGCCUGCGCAGGAGCCGUCGAGGUCCUCCGGCGCGCCGAGAACCUCCGGGAACUGAAUCUCUCCGGUAACGCCGCUACCGCCCGUGUGUUCGUGGAACUCUUCCAGGCCCUCGCCUUGAACACGCGAUCGCGCCUGGAGUCGCUGAAAAUCCGCUUACCCUACCGUCAUAAUCGGAACGGCCCUUCCUUGCGAGCGUUGAUCAGUGCACUCCCGUCGCUGGCGGCCCUGCAGCACCUGCACCUGCGGUACGUUACGGAUACUUGUGCGAAGCAGGUCGUCGACGACCUGAUGCUGGCCAUCACCCCAACCACGGCACCCGCCCUGCGGAGGGUCCAACUGGAGCCACCAGCGCUGUGCGUUCACGGCUGGCUCCACGGCGACGCGUUUCAGACCGCAAUGGCGAGGAACCCCUUGCUUCAUUUUACUCUUGAUUGCUUCAUUGCCUACUGUCGGGACACAGCUUGUAAGGCAUGCACGCAAGGUUGUCACGCAGUACUCCUGGGGAUGGAAGAAGAGUCCGACGACUCUGACUGUAUGGAAGAGUCCUACACUGGAAAUGCAAGUGUGUGAAUGUCGCUCACCUGCAGGUGAGCGACAUUCACACACUUGCAUUUCCAGUGUAUGACUCUAAGGUAGAGUUCGAUGACUCUGACGAUACUAACCUGUUGCACCUUUUCUACCAUGAUACGGACAAAGAAUGUGCCAUUGAUCACAGUUCAAUCAGUAACAACUGGAUCUACUGGAGCCUUACAGAAGGUUAAUAUUGUGUUAACAACAAUGGGAAAUUUAAUUUCUACUUCCUUUGUUUUCUAAUUAUCAUUAUUUUUAUUAUUGUAUGUUUGUUAUUGUUACCAUUUCCUUUUGUCUAGUACAAAUUAAAUAAUUGCCUGUUUAUUUGCGUUCGUCUCUUUUUUAUUUCGACCCAUUUGGUAGCAAAAAUAUUCCCACUGCCCCCUCCACAACACACUGCUCUUCAUUUCAACUACAACAGAGUAAAUCGCUAACU